AUGGAAUCGAGGCGAGAGAGAAUUUGCGCGUGGUUUACCGCGGACGGAAGGGGGCCAGCAUCCGAUGCGAAAAACACAUGGAGGAGGGCCAGAUCAACUAAGAAAUGGAGUUUAGUGUCGAGAACCGACGAUAAGACAGCUGGUGAGGGAUGGGAAGAUAGCGAGGGAGGUGAAAUUGAUGAUGAUAGAGCAAAAGGGCCGCCAGCCAGCAGAUGGACUGUCACAGGGCAGGCCGAGAUGAACUCGGGAGGGCUAGGAAGAAGAGGGAUGAGAAGAGAAGGGAUCGGGGGGGAGGAUGGAAUUCAAGAGUCCCGUAGCAGGGGUGUUUUCCGUAGGGGAAGCCACUUGGAGCCAAACCAAGUCGUAGUUGAUGGGGCACAGCUUGGGCUUGGAGCUGACUAA
Molecule: messenger RNA, 402 nt
Organism: Aspergillus niger
Lineage: Eukaryota; Fungi; Ascomycota; Eurotiomycetes; Eurotiales; Aspergillaceae
Exons: 4
Coding region: 1-402 (133 amino acids)
Source: RefSeq, a predicted model, not a curated record